UGUUUCACGAGAGUCAGAGAAGCCUCGGCUCUGCGCUGACUACACCAGGCAGGGUGCACGGCUCUAGCUACAUUCAGUGUGACUCUUCAGCGGGGGAAAGCUGCGUUGAAGGGAGUGGAUUGCUGCCUCACCCAAAGCGCGGCUGAAACUUGGUCACUGCAUUUUUCCUUGACUUCCACAAACUUUUUGCCUUGCAAAAACUUGAACUUUAAUAAAAGCGGGGUCACUUUAAUGCACACUCGUGUGAAGGAUAUUUAUUACACCAAAUGGAGGGAUUUGGAUUGUUCUUACUUCGCUGGGGCACGGUACCUUUCCUAUUCAUAGCCGUUCUGGAACCAAGCAGAGUUGGCGGCAUGUUCACUCAACCGUACGUUCUGAGUAGGCUGUGUAAGUUCUGUGACCUGGAGCCCUCCUCCUGUAACGGGAUGGGAACAUGCUCCUCCAACUGCUCCAUCACCUCCAUCUGUACGCAUCACCAGGAGGUGUGUGUCAGCAUCUGGAGGAGAAAUGAAAGCAACUACAGCAUUGAGACUCUGUGCCACAACCCCUUCCUCCCCCUGUAUGGCGUUGAGUUGGAUGACUACAAUGCUUCCACUUGCACCAUGAAGGAGAAGAACAGCUCAACAGGACUGAUCUAUGUGUGCUCCUGCACUGAGGAGGAGUGCAACGAUGUCCUCGUUUUUUCACCCGCGGUGAGUCCAACCAUCAUUUCCACUGUGGUCUCGGUUCUCCUGGUUUCUCUGUUGCCGCUCCUGGUCCUCGCCGUUUUGGUCGUCGCUGUGUUCUACUGGUACAGAGUCUACCGACAACACAGACUCAACCAGGAGCAGUGGGUCACCAGGAAGCCCAAGCGAAAGGUCAAAGGUCUAGACUGCAGCGAUGCGUGCGCCAUCAUGAUGGAUGAUGACGGCUCGGACAGCAGCUCGACCCACGCCAACAACCUUAACCACAACACCGAACUGCUACCCAUAGAACUGGACCUGCAGGUGGGUAAGGGGCGAUUCGCUGAGGUGUACAAAGCCAAGCUGAGACAGCCUGGAUCCUCGUCAGACCAGUUCGAGACUGUGGCCGUCAAGAUCUUUCCAGAUGAAGAGUAUGCGUCGUGGAAGAACGAGAAGGACAUCUUUUCUGACAUUGAUCUUCGUCACGAAAACGUCCUCCACUUCCUCACAGCAGAGGAGCGUAAGCUGUCGAAGCAGUACUGGCUGAUCACGGCCUUCCACCCUGGGGGAAACCUCCAGGAGUACCUGACCCGCCACCUGGUCUCUUGGGAGGACCUAAGGAGUCUGGGAGGAUCCCUGGCUUGCGGUGUGGCCCACCUCCACAGUGACCACACGGCCUGCGGGCGACCCAAGGUGCCCAUAGUGCACAGGGACCUGAAGAGCUCCAAUGUCCUGGUGAAACAGGACCUCACCUGCUGUCUCUGCGACUUUGGCCUGGGGCUCAGGCUGGACAACACUCUGACUGUGGAUGACCUGGCCAACAGCGGACAGGUCGGCACAGCCAGGUACAUGGCUCCAGAGGUGCUGGAGUCCAGGUUGAACCUGGAGAACAUCGAGUCGUUCAAACAGACAGAUGUCUACUCAAUGGCUUUGGUGCUGUGGGAGAUCACCUCCCGCUGUCACGCUAUUGGAGAAGUGAAGGAUUACGAGCCUCCAUAUGGCUCAAAGGUCCAGGUGCACCCGGGUGUGGAGAGUAUGAAGGACCACCUCUUGAGAGACAGGGGAAGACCUGACAUUCCUGACAGCUGGAUCAACCACCAGGGCAUAUCCAUCGUGUGCGCCACCAUUGAGGAGUGCUGGGACCACGACCCAGAGGCCAGGCUCACCGCCCAGUGUGUGGCUGAGCGCUUUGCUGACAUAGAGUGUGAAAUGGACAAGCUGUCCAGCCGGAGCAGCUCUGACGAGAAGAUACCAGCGGAAGAGCCGAAGACCGUGACGGCGGCGGAGGAUCGAGAACAGAUCAUUUUAGAGGAGGAAGAGAAAGAGGAGGAGAAGGUACCUGUGGAGAGCUCUGUGAGCAACGAGCAGUGAGGAAAGGAACGUGGGCGAGAGAGGAGUGUCUGUAUGUCACAAAGCACUUACAGAAUUGUAAUGUUCUAUGGGACAGAGCUAAACAACCCCACACGAGAAGCCCAAACUGGAAGUCAACCAAAACUGUACACAAUUGAAUGAAAGGGACUCACACUCUCCUCGACCCCCCCACCCCACCCCCCC
This is a messenger RNA of Esox lucius (northern pike), 2216 nucleotides long. RefSeq names its product transforming growth factor beta receptor 2b (gene tgfbr2b). Gene Ontology annotation, molecular function: SMAD binding; activin receptor activity; metal ion binding. Bases 267 to 2033 code for a protein of 588 amino acids. Gene Ontology annotation, cellular component: plasma membrane; signaling receptor complex. NCBI's taxonomy places the organism in Eukaryota, Metazoa, Chordata, Actinopteri, Esociformes, Esocidae. The transcript is spliced from 10 exons. Gene Ontology annotation, biological process: transforming growth factor beta receptor signaling pathway; cellular response to growth factor stimulus; protein phosphorylation. The record is from RefSeq and is a predicted model, not a curated record.